Molecule: messenger RNA, 563 nt
Organism: Raphanus sativus (radish)
Lineage: Eukaryota; Viridiplantae; Streptophyta; Magnoliopsida; Brassicales; Brassicaceae
Product: 2-oxoglutarate-dependent dioxygenase tropC-like
Exons: 4
Coding region: 62-520 (152 amino acids)
Source: RefSeq, a predicted model, not a curated record
ACAAUUCAUUUUCCUAUCCUUAAAAAAAGUCAACAAAGAGAGUUGGGAGAGAGAGACGGAGAUGGAGAACAAAGCUCAAGAGGAGACUUCGACCAUCAACGUUUCAGCCCUUACUUGCAUAGAUCUCGCCAGCUCUGAUCUUCAUCGAUCAGCUGUUUUGCUCAAGCAGGCAUGCUUGGAGUGCGGAUUUUUCUAUGUCAUAAAUCAUGGUUUAAGUGAGGAGUUGAAGGACGAGGCUUUUGAGCAGAGUAAGAAAUUCUUUGCUCUUCCUUUGGAGGAGAAGAUGAAAGUCUUGAGAAAUAAAAAGAACCGAGGAUAUUCACCUGUCCUUGAUCAAAUCUUAGAUCCUGAGAAUCAAGUCCACGGGGACUACAAAGAGUGUUUUUUCAUUGGAAUCGAAGGUCCUAUAGAUGAUCCCCAUGGGGAUAAGCCAUUCUAUAGCCCAAACACUUGGCCUAACCCUGUUGUGUUGCCCGGAUGGAAGGAGACCAUGGAAAAAUAUCAUCAAGAAGCAUUGUAAGUCUAAUUUUUGUUUUCCAUCUUUUUAAGUAGCUGUCUCUCAU